Molecule: messenger RNA, 1233 nt
Organism: Paracoccidioides lutzii Pb01
Exons: 4
Coding region: 1-1233 (410 amino acids)
Biological process (GO): mitotic sister chromatid cohesion; maintenance of mitotic sister chromatid cohesion
Cellular component (GO): Ctf18 RFC-like complex; chromosome, centromeric region; chromatin
Source: RefSeq, a predicted model, not a curated record
AUGGCCAGGCCCACUGGACGAACUGUCAACUUUACGAAGACUGACACCAAACGAGGCUUCAAACUACUCGAAUUACCCCCUGAACUGACGGAGUUAGUUUCAUCAUCAUCAUCAUCAUCAUCAUCUUCUUCUUCUUCUUCUUCCGGGAAGCUCGCAUCUACUCUCUACCUAAAAUCCGCCCCGGCUUCCUCUUCUAAAGUCUCCUCAUCCAACAAUCCCUAUGUACACCUCUGCACAACCACCCAAACAUACAAGGUCCGCCAAGUCAAUUCCUCAAACUCAAUAUUCCUCAUCAGACCUUCCCACCGGUCCUCGUCUGCACAGCCAGGGAAGAGAGAAGACUGUAUCACAGCCAUCGCCAAAUGCAACGGCAUCCUCGAACUCGUGAAGAUAGAUGAUACUUCACAUUCCGCAUAUACAUCCCUGCAAAAAUCGCUGCGUGUGUAUAGUGGCACUCAUGCUGAAGGGGAUGGAUAUGUGAAUAUGAGCGCUGCGGGUGCGGGCUUAUCUUCUGCCGAUAGUGCAACAGUCACACAAAAGGAACGGGGACAAAUUAUCAGGAAAUUAUUCGCGGAUGUGCCCUUGUCGCCGGCGGAGUGCGAGCGGGGGUGGGUGGAGAUUUGCGGGUUUGUACAUCCCCGGCGGGAUCCUGAUGCAGCAGCGGAUAUGAAUGGUGAGGAUAGCGGCGGCAUUAAUCAUCGUCCCUUGGCGUGUUGGCGUCCCUCGGCUGUGGUGUGCAUUCAGAUGUGGAAAAGGAUUCUGGAUGGCGCGGUGUUGCAGGGGAUUGAAUUGGGGAAGCAGUUUAUGGCGUGGGAUUUGUGGAGGGCAGCGAGGGGUGAGGAUGAUGGGGAUAGAGAUGAUGAUGGUGGUGAUGGUGGGUUCCCGAAGGCAUUGUUUGAUGCACUGGUGAGGAGGUUGAUGGGGGAUCCGGCGUCGGUGGGUCUAGGGGAAAUUUAUGAGGAGCUCAAAUGGGCAAGCCUCGACAGAAAUAUUACUGUGGGUUGGGUUGGUGAAACCUAUCUCGAAGCUAACGCACCAGAUCCAACGUUGGCGAAUGGGCGCACGGAGUUCUUGGAGAAUUGGAAAGAUCUAUUACCGGAAACUUGGAGGACGGAUGCUACGUGGGAUAAUUUGAAGAAGGACUCUUAUCAAUAUCCUGACGCGACCAGCAUUUGUUUUAAACCAAGGGCAGAAAACAACACUGCCCGCCCAGGAAUGAAACGGCGGACGUGA